Quercus lobata is the source of this 1145-nucleotide messenger RNA. It is a transcript of the gene MYB4, whose product is annotated as myb domain protein 4. Lineage: Eukaryota; Viridiplantae; Streptophyta; Magnoliopsida; Fagales; Fagaceae. Bases 307 to 1062 code for a protein of 251 amino acids. The record is from RefSeq and is a predicted model, not a curated record. The transcript is spliced from 2 exons.
CCUCUAACCUGUCUCACCAACUCACAUCUAGAAGCAAUUAGAGUCACUUCCCUCUUCUCUCUCUCUCUCUCUCUCUCUCUCUCUCUCUCUUAGAGUCAAAAGCCUAUAAAACCAUACUAAAAAAGUUCUCACAAGGGCCGGCCUUAAUGUUCCAGCAACGCAAAUAAAAUAAACCAUGUCCUUCAUUUCCACCCCUUCUAAACAAAACAAAAAAUCAUUCCAAAGGGAGAGUUAUAUACUGCUAUAGCAUUAGCAACAGCAACAACCACAACUACUACAACUACUUCUACUUGUAAUUCCAACUCAAUGGGAAGGUCUCCUUGUUGUGAGAAAGCUCACACAAACAAAGGAGCAUGGACUAAAGAAGAAGAUGAUCGUCUUAUUGCUUAUAUCAGAGCUCAUGGUGAAGGGUGUUGGCGCUCACUACCUAAAGCUGCUGGCCUUUUAAGAUGUGGCAAAAGUUGCAGACUCCGUUGGAUCAACUAUCUCCGUCCUGACCUCAAGCGUGGCAACUUCACUGAAGAAGAAGACGAACUCAUCAUCAAACUCCAUAGCCUUCUUGGGAACAAGUGGUCUUUGAUAGCUGGGAGAUUACCAGGGAGAACUGAUAAUGAGAUAAAGAACUAUUGGAAUACUCAUAUAAGAAGAAAGCUCUUGAACAGAGGGAUAGACCCCGCAACUCACAGGCCAAUGAAUGAGGCUGCUGCGGCAGCAGCUCAGGUUGAAGCAACCACAAUAUCUUUUGCUGCUGUGAAAGAAGAAGAAAAAAGCACCAGUGGGUUUAGUGGGAAAGACACAAAAAUCCCAGUUCAAGAAAAGUGUCCAGACUUGAACCUUGAGCUUAGAAUUAGCCCUCCUAGCCACAACCAGAGUGAGCCAUUGAAGAGCGGUGGGAGGGUUACUAUAUGUUUUUCUUGCAGCUUGGGUGUGCAGAAUAGUAAGGAGUGCAGCUGCAGAAAUGAUAGUGUUGGUAGUAGUAGUAGUGAUAGCAGUGCUACUGGUUAUGAUUUCUUGGGGUUGAAUGGUGUUGUAUUGGAUUACAGAAGCUUGGAAAUGAAAUGAGAUGGGGAACUGGGUUUGAAAUUAUGUAACACCAACAGAUUAAUGGAGAGAACUUGAGAAAGAGAUUGGUAUUAAUUUGAAUC